AUGGCGCCGGCCUCGCCAUCAGCACAGCUGCCCUGGGAAGCCCGAGCCUCGGCCCCUGACGAGGAUGCCGCAGCGGGCGACGCCGGCCCCACGCCGCCGCUCGAGGCCUGGGUGCCUCUGCCAACCCCUGGAGGCGUCGCCACCCACGAGUCCCCCGUCACAAAGCGCUGGGCUAUGGUUGCUGAGAGCGCCGCCGAGAUUGUGCGCUUUGGCCGCGCUCUGCACGCGACGCCACCAGCGCGCUCGGCGGCGGCGCGGCGGCGGUGGCGCGCCGGCCUGGAGGGGGCCGCACAGGAUGGCGGCGGCGCUGGCAACUGGCGUGAGCGGUUGCGAGAAGCUUACGGGAAGCUGCUGUACCAAUACUACAACUGGCGCCAGGACACGGUGCAAGACCUGCAGCUGAUCGCGGCCGCCAACGUGGUGCUCGUGCUGGUCGGCACGGCGGCGCUUCACGCGCUCCUGGCCUGGGCCGGCGCAGGCUGGGAGGAUGCCCCUGAGGCCGGCAUGGGGGAUCCCCGCAACAUCUGGACGGACAACGCGUAUGAUGUCAUCGCCAUGGGCUUGGGCGCGGGAUUACCGACGCACGGCUCCACGUCGCUGGUGCAGGGCUUUGGGCUGCUUGCAGCGCUGGGCGGCCUGGUGUCCUUCGCCAUUCUGCUGGCUCUGAUCGUGCUCGAGGCCAACCGCCGCAACGUGGCGCGCGGCAGCCGGGUGUACGAGCUGGGCCACUACCUUGUUCUGGGGUGGUGCGCCAGCCAGCGGGACCUGGAGGUGGUGGCCAAGGUGGUGGAGCAGGUGUGCGCAGCAUACCGCAGCGAUGGCGGCACGACUGUGGUGGUGCUGACUCAGCGGCAGAAGCUGGAAAUGGAAGACCUCUUCAGGAGCCUCGUCCCGGAGCCGCUCCGCCACGGCACGCGGCUGGUGUUCCGCCAGGGCAGCCCCCUGGUGCCGGCCGACCUGCAGCUGGUGGCGGCGUCCAGGGCCGGGGCCACCAUCAUCGUGAGCGACCUCAGCCGCCCCGCUGACGAGGCGGACAGCCAGGUCAUCAGGUGCUCUGUCCUGUUGGACGAGCUGGACAACUACCGCGGCCUCAAGAGGCCGGGCACCAUGGGGCACGUGGUGGCGGAGGUGCGCACCGACGACGCCCUGGAGGUGCUGCGAUACAGCUGCUCGCGCCGCAUCAUCCCCCUGCCCACCGGCCACUUCAACGCGCGCGGGGUGUCGCGUAUGGUGAAGCGGCCCUUCCUUAAUUGGGUCCUGGCUCAGGAGUUCAACUUCGAGGCGCCCUCCACCAUAUAUGUCCACUCCUUCCCACAGCUCGUCGGCAGCAGAUUUGGUGACCUGGCGUUCCUGUUUCCUGACGGCGACGUGUACGGGGUGGUGCACCUGGAGACGGCUGAGGUGCAGCUCAACCCACCGCUGGACUACAUAAUCAUUAUCAGCCGCCCCACGUCCGUGUCCGCUGUCCACUACGCCCCCCUCCCCGCCGCGCUCACCCCAAACGACCCGGCCGCCGCCGCCAAGGCCGCGGCCAACGCCAGCUGGGCGUUCCUGGGUGGCGGCGGCGCUCUGCCGUCGCUCGCCAGCAUUGGGGCCUCUUUUGACGGCAGCAAUGGGGGCCACGACCCAUCGUGGGAUCCCCAGUGCAUGGGAGACUGGGCGAGCCCUUCCUCAUCCGGCACAGACGGCGGCGGUGGCAACGGCGCAGACGGUGCGGCGCCGGACAGCGAGCGGCGGGCGGAGGAGGCCGCGGAAGAGGAGGAGACGGGGGACGGCGGCUGCGGGUGCGGCAGCGGCGCGGGCGGCAAGCGGCGGCGGGCGGACGCUGGGAGAGCGCCUCGGGUGUCGAUGGCGAGGGUGCCGCGGGAGUACAUAGACCAGAGCGCCUACGACACCCCCCAGAAGCUGAUGCUCUGCGGCUGGGCGGGCGCGGAGUGCACGGCGUCGCUGCUGCUGGAGCUGGACCAGGGCAACUUCGCCCUCCCACACGGCAGCGAGGUGGUGAUGGUCAGCGUCUGCCCCCCCGAGCGCCUCAAGCGGCUGGUGCGGUCCCUGGACCUGCAGCGCGUCAGCGUUUCCCACGUCAGGCGCGACCCCCUGAAGCUGCGGGAGCUCAGGCACGUAGACAUGGCCAAGUUCAAGUGCGCGGUGGUGCUGUGCGACGAGCGCUGGAUUGACCCCGACGCGGCCUCUCAGCCUCAGGAGGAGGCCAACGGGGCGGGCCCUGCUGACGACUCCCUGAUCAUGCACCGGCUGGACUCACUCGUGAUGCAGACCACGCUCAACAUCCGCAAGGCCCUGGUGGACAAGGGGCUGUCCCCCAUCAACAUCAUCACGCAAAAAAUGUCCUCGCUGGGCGAGACCCGUUUCGACGACCUCACGCGCAUGCCCCUGGGCGUCUCUAUGAACUUCCCGUCUUUUGCCGCGCGCGCCCUGGCCUAUGUCGCCUACAACCCGACCGCGCUGCUGCUGCACCUGCGGCUGGGGGAGACCACCGCGGGGGCGAUGCUGCGGACCAUCGUGGACGCGUCAGAGUACUCGGCCGAGGGGGAGCGCGUGAGCUACCUGGCGCUGAUGGGGCGCGCCCAGCAGCAGGGGCACCUGCUGUGCGGGUACUACCAGCUGCCCCAGACCUUUGACCAGCGCAUCAGGACCAACAUGGACACGGAUGCGGCUGAGCGGGCGCGCGAGCGCGUGUGGAACCAUGGUGACGGGCGCCUCAAGUUCAUUGUCCUCCGGAAAAUGCAUGGCUAA
Monoraphidium neglectum is the source of this 2754-nucleotide messenger RNA. RefSeq lists its product as hypothetical. The record is from RefSeq and is a predicted model, not a curated record. The coding region runs from base 1 to 2754 and encodes 917 amino acids. Lineage: Eukaryota; Viridiplantae; Chlorophyta; Chlorophyceae; Sphaeropleales; Selenastraceae. Gene Ontology annotation, biological process: monoatomic ion transport. The transcript is spliced from 22 exons.